AUGUAACAAAGUGUACAAAAUCCAAUGAAGAGUGGCUAAAGCUCACAAAAUUCGGAUAGCUUCUUGCAGGAGUGUAUUAAGGAGAACUAUUUUUCACAGAGUGGUCAUAAACACAAUGAAAAAAAUUCACAACACAUCAAUGCAAAUGUCAGUGUCUCUAAUUUCAUCCAUAAUCAGAGUGAACAGCUCACUCAACAAAGUCUUCUAAAAACUCAAGAUCUUUCAACUCAAGUUCAAGCAAGCUCAAAAUCGAGUGAGAAUGAGACUAUGAAUAAUAUGAUAAUUGGGCAGGAGUGUGGUACCGUCGGAAAUAAUGUAGAAGAUGGUUCUGUCAAGUAUGAUUCUGAUGAAAAUUCAAACAGAAACAAACAACAAAACACUGACGAGGACACCAAAGCUACCUCAGAAGAAGACUCUCCACCUCCUUAUAAACAAACUCUCAACAAGACCACAGAUGAGGCGAAGCUCGAAGAAGAGACUAAAAGCUCAACCUAGGAGUAUGACAACCUAAUACAACAAAGUUUAUCAAAAACCGGCAAAAUUUCCAAGGACGACUUCAACUUAAUCCAAGUGAUCGGAACAGGAUCAUAUGGCAAGGUCUUAUUAGUGAAAAAGAAGUAAAACGGUAAACUCUACGCUAUGAAGGUGCUUAAAAAGAAGCAGCUGAGAAAGCAAAGACAGGUAAAAAACACCUGGACUGAAAGAAUGAUCCUAGAAAAGAUCAACCAUCCUUUCAUUGUUAAGAUGAACUUCGCCUUCUAAAAUGAAAAGAAGCUCUUUCUUGUGCUUGACUACUGCCCAGGCGGGGAGUUAUUCUUCUACAUCAGCUAAAUUGGAAGAUUCAAGGAGCAGUCUGCCAAGUUUUAUGCUGCUAAUAUCUUGCUUGCUCUGGAGUGUCUCCACUAGAAUGACAUCAUCUACAGAGAUCUAAAACCAGAAAAUAUAUUGAUUGACAGAGACGGAUUCGCUAAGCUGACUGACUUUGGCCUCUCUAAGGAUAACUUCUACUCUGAUAGCCAGACGAACAGCUUCUGCGGUACAGCUGAGUAUCUUGCUCCGGAAGUUCUUAACAAAAAGGGGUAUAACUUCGCUUGCGAUUGGUGGAGCUUUGGCUGCGUAGUCUAUGAGAUGCUCUCAGCUAUCCCACCUUUCUAUUCCAAGAAAAGAUCAGAGAUCUAUGAUAAGAUCAGAUUCAAGAACCCUAAUUUUUACCACUACCACUCUAAAGAUGCUAUGGAUUUGAUUAGCAGACUUCUGGAAAAAGAUCCUUCCAAAAGACUUGGUUCAAUUGGUGGUGCUUAGGAGAUAAAAGAACAUGAGUUCUUCAGUGGAAUUGACUGGGAUAAAAUGAUGAUGAAGCAAGUUCAGACUCCCUAUAAGCCCUUACUAGAUAGAAAUGACGAUACUAAGCAUUUCGAUCAGGAGAUUUGCAAUAUUCCGAUUGACUCUCCUCCCUGUGACUCCUUUGGAAAUCAAUAUAAUGAUAAUCAUACUGAAGAUAUGAAUGAUUUCGACGGAUUCAGCUUUGUCGCAUAGACUCUAAUGUCUGCUAAUGAUAAUAAUAUAGACUCUCAACUCCAAUGA
This is a messenger RNA of Stylonychia lemnae, 1584 nucleotides long. The record is from the annotation of a GenBank genome assembly. NCBI's taxonomy places the organism in Eukaryota, Ciliophora, Spirotrichea, Sporadotrichida, Oxytrichidae.